This is a messenger RNA of Wallemia ichthyophaga EXF-994, 2727 nucleotides long. Its product is annotated as putative nucleolar complex protein 14. Gene Ontology annotation, cellular component: small-subunit processome; nucleolus; Noc4p-Nop14p complex. NCBI's taxonomy places the organism in Eukaryota, Fungi, Basidiomycota, Wallemiomycetes, Wallemiales, Wallemiaceae. The coding region runs from base 1 to 2727 and encodes 908 amino acids. The record is from RefSeq and is a predicted model, not a curated record. The transcript is spliced from 2 exons. Gene Ontology annotation, biological process: maturation of SSU-rRNA.
AUGCCUUCACAACUGAAGCAACUCCAGCAAACAGUGCAGAAUGCAGGGAUAAAUAAACACCAGCAGCCAAACAAGAGAAAGUUCGAAGGCACAUCCACCACUCCUUCCGACAAAGAAAAGAAGAAGAAGGUCAGCAGCGAUAUACACUCAAAAUUUAACAAGUUCGAUACUCAAGUGCAGCGCCUCAAGCAUAAUGUGGGCGGUAGAAAAGUUAUUGGCAGCCUCGGUGCACCCGCCAAAGCCAAGCAAGCCGGUAUAGACAGUCGUAAAGAAGCACUGCUGCCUGCACUCCAGAACCGAAACAGAACAGGCCAAUUCAAAGACAGGAGGUUUGGCGAGCAGGACCCAACUCUCGACGAGGAGGAUAGGAUGCUCGAGCGAUACCAGGCCGAGAAGGCCAAUACUGGCAAACGUACUCGAAACAACGCCGACUACAAUCUCGAAGAUAAUGAUGAAUUGACUCAUUACGGCCAGAGCCUCGCUCUUAACGAUGACUUUGCUAAUGCUGGUCUGGCCGAUGAUGACGACCCCGCCGAGAGUACUCGUUUUGACGCUUUCGGCGGCUUUGGUGACGGCGAGGAGGAAGAACCCAUCGAUUACUCUCACCCAGAUGCACCCCCUCGACGCAAAACUAAGGCAGAGGUCAUGGAGGAACUCAUCACUAAAUCUAAAGCACACAAAAUGGAAAGACAGCAGCAGCGUGAAGAUGACGAUGCGCUUAGAGAACAAGUUGAUGCUGAUCUUGAUGAUAUUAAAGGGCUGCUUUUUGAUGGUACAGCAGAAAAUGACAAGGAGAAGGAGAGAAAGAAUAGAGAAAGGAAUGCCCCUUACAAAGGAGACAAGAGCGGUAACGAAGAUUACGACCAAUUCGUUAGACAAUUGGCCUUCGAUAGACGCGCAAAACCUACCGAUCGACUCAAAUCUGACGCUGAAGUGGCUUUCGAAGCUAGAGAAGAACUUGAAAAGAAUGAGAAGGCAAGAUUGCUUAGAAUGAGAGGCGAGGAUGACUCUCAAGUUACCAAUCCCACCGGUGGUUUUGCUGCGAAAAGACAACGUGCUCGUGAAGAAGAAGAGGAGGCUGAGAAUGAAAGUCAUGACGAUGAAAACCCCUCAGAUGAUGAACAAGUGGAAAAUGCCGAGUCUUAUGGUAUUGGUAAGGGUCUUGGUGGUGAUGAUAGUGAGCAAAGUGAUGAUGAGGAUCAUGAGGAUGUCAAUGAGGAGGGGGAGAAUUACCAAGACGGUGACUCUGACGACUCUGAAGAUAGCAUCGCUGAAUCAAAUGAAGGCGAACUCGGUGAUAUGCCACAGAAAAAUGAUGCACCAGUAGAGAACCUAGUUAGUAGCAAGAAAAAGUCAUCAAAAACACCCUCAAAUACCUCCUCAAACCUCCCAUACACCUUUGAAUGCCCAUCGAAUCACGAUGAAUUCAUGGACAUUGUUGAAUCUAACAACAUCCAGCCUUCUCAAAUCCCAAUAAUGAUUGAGAGAAUACGCACACUCUAUCACCCCGAAUUAGGUGAAGAAAACAAAGCAAAGUUGGCGCUCUUUAAUGGCGUUCUACUCGACCACCUCCUAUACACAGCGUCAACGAGUGUCGACAUGAAGAUAAUGGAGACCAUUUCUCGUCAUAUUGAGCAGCUCACAAAACUACUGCCAAUCCCAUCAGCCGAUAUAUUCAAACAGAAGCUCGAGCUACUUGAGCGGAAUUUCAACAAGGGUGUCUCAGCCGGCGCGACGAACGAUAAGAGCAAAACGUGGCCAGGGAUACCUGAACUGAGUAUACUUAGGGUAGUUGGUGUUGUGUGGUCAACUUCCGACUACAGUCAUCCUGUAGGAUCUGCAGCACAACUGCUUAUCGGACAAUACCUCUCACAGGCGCGCAUAAGGAGUUUGAGUGAUAUAAUCAAAGGUUUGGUACUUUGCGGCAUUUCUUUGCAGUAUGAACAUUACUCAAAGAGAUUCAUACCGGAAGUAGUAAACUUUCUGAUUAGCAGUGUGCUUAUUCUGGGUGGAGUUGGCAGGGAAAUGAAUGUUCCGGGACAGCAUCCAGUUCCUGAUGUAGGGCGAUUGCGGGGAGUGGCGAUGAAUAACCCGGUUGUUACGCCAAGUGAUACGAACCUCAGAGACAUGCUCACUCAAAGCGAAUCAAAUUCACAGUCUGACCAACAACAAGCCAAGGUAGACGUGAUGGAUAGGAUACUCACGAUUUCCCGCGAAGCAGCGCAAAUGUGGAGUGCGCUUGAUGGAUUCAUCGAAGCGUUUGAUCCACUCGUUGGGAGUUUGAGGAUGGUCGAGAAGAGGGGAAUGUUGGGAAGCGUGAAAAAUAAGACAGAAAACACCCUACAACAGCUUGGCAAUCAGGUAAAAUUUGCGAAACAAUCGCGCAGACCAUUGAGAAUGCAGCAACACAAACAAAUCGCUAUCAACUCGCUCGUACCUAAGUUUGAAGAGAACUAUAACGCAGAUAGGAGAUACGAUCCAGAUCACGAUCGAGCCGCAACAUCGAAACUCAAGGCAGAGGUUAAGGCGGAGAGAAAGGGAGCUAUACGGGAGUUGCGUAAAGAUGCCAAGUUCAUCGCAGGGCAUAAGCAGAAGGAACGCAGAGAGGAGCUGGAUAAAUAUGAGGAUAAAAUGCGUAAGAAAGUGGAUCAAUUGGGUGAUGAGAGGGCAGAAGAGAAGAGUGAACAGAAAGCCAAGGCCAAGUUCAAGAAGAUGGCAGGGAAAUGA